GAGCGAUGUCACCAACGCACUGUCCAGGGACGAGUAAGCGGAAAAAACUUGGUGGAUUUCGUCAGGAACAAUACUCUCAAUCUCAGGCUUUACCGCAUUAUGCCCCUUUAGUUGUCUCCCUCUCUUUCCGCAACUCAUCGUCCGUAGUGAUUCCAACGUAAGGCAUAUGCAUGAGGUGCCCUCUCUUUGACUGAACAGUCUCAACUUGGGCUUCGUUCAUUUACCACCCAUUAUUUUUUCAUCCACUUCUCAGCAUGCGGUUGCAAUAAUACCGUUCUUUCCGGAUUAUAUAAUUGGCUCAAAUAUUUUCGCCCGUGGGGAUGCACAGAGGUACACUGACAGAUGUGACAGACUGACAGAUGGGCCAUUCAGUAGGUUCUGCGUUGUAACAUUACGAGUAUCUUUCGAUUUAUUUGC
Molecule: messenger RNA, 417 nt
Organism: Serpula lacrymans var. lacrymans S7.9
Lineage: Eukaryota; Fungi; Basidiomycota; Agaricomycetes; Boletales; Serpulaceae
Exons: 2
Coding region: 6-161 (51 amino acids)
Source: RefSeq, a predicted model, not a curated record